AUGGCCACAGUCAUCAGUGUCCCGUUUUUUCAAGUUGUCUGAUAAUUCUACUAAAACUGACUGCUCUACAGGAAAGGAUGAACUGGAAGAAAUAUCACCAGAUUCUGAAACCAAUGAGAACAAGUCAGUAAUAUCAGAUGUUGAGAGCACUACAGCAAGAUGGGAACAAGUUGUUGAGUUCAUGGACAAGCUGGGAAAGAAGCCACACCACAAGUGAAUGAACCUCAAUAACAGUCGGCUCACCACAAAUGAUAUUGUCCAGUUGGCUGCUCUACUGCCCAAUUUGCCAACCUUGGAGGAGCUGGACUUGUCAUGGAAUGAGUUAAUUGGUGGAGCUCUGAAACUGCUGACCAGUCAUCUGCAACAUACACCUCAGCUGAGGGUGCUUGAGCUGGCUAGUUGUGGUCUCUCUGGUCUGGACAUUUCCUCACUGGGUGACUCUCUCCAGCUUCUGGUCAACAUUGAAAAGAUCGAUUUAUCCUGGAAUAGUGACUUGGGAGGGAACCUUUCUCUCUUUUCUCAGAAACUCCAGCCAUGCUCUACACUGAAGAUUCUAAAGCUAGUUGAUUGUAAUCUAACAAGAGAAGAUGGAAUUGCCUUGGGGAAGGCUUUAUCUGUCACCACAAAUUUGGAGAUUCUGGACCUCUCCAUGAAUAAAAGUGUUGGAUGUGGUUUAGCAACUUUAUUUCAGGAGCUGAGGCAUGUUCCACAUCUGCAAGUGUUAAAAUUGUACAACUGUGGCUUAACGCAAGAUAGUAUCCAAGACUUGGGUAUUGCACUGAAUUAUGUACCUGGUAUGAAGAAAAUGGUUUUAUCCUGUAAUGGCAUUGGUGGUGGCUUCAAGGAGACAGCAACACAUUUACUGAACGUCACACAACUCCAGGUGUUUGAUGUCCAUGAUUGUUCAUUGACUGAAGGUGAUAUUUCUGCUCUGACACAGAUAAUUCCUUUACUGAAGAAUCUACAAGUGCUGAACUUAGCACUGAAUAAGAAUAUCGGAGAUGCUGUGAGGCAUUUGAUUGCACGGAUUCGCUUUUUACCAAGGUUCAAAGAUCUUACUGCCAGCAACUGUAAUUUAACCAAAGAAUCCAUUGUGGAAUUAGCUGACACCCUUCCAAACAUGACAGAGCUGGAGACCUUGGACUUGUCUUGGAAUAAAUGCCUUGGUGGAAAUCUGGGAGUACUUAUCCAGAUGCUGCAAAAUGAGACUCGUCUCCGUGUGCUCAAGCUGUGUAGCUGCAACCUGACAGGCCAGGAUUUGGCAUCUCUUGUGUCCCUCUCAUGUGCCGGAUUUCUAUCAAGCCUCGAAAUGCUGCAUUUAACAUAUAAUAACACAGUCGAUGACCAAUCAUGGGUGAUGUUUUUCCAGGAAAUAAAUGGGCUGAAGGCCCUCUCUGAACUGGACAUUGGCCUAAUGCCUUUAAGUCAUCGAGAAUGCAGCCCCUGGUUGGCUGUCCUACUUUGCUGUCUGUCUCGGCUUCCCUCACUCUUGGAAUUGGGGAUGCACCACUGGGUCAUCACUGCUUCACAAUGUGAGCUUCUGGACACCUUCAACAAGCAAAAUCAGCGGAAUAUCCAUUUUACGUAUUAGUCUG
Molecule: messenger RNA, 1595 nt
Organism: Pristis pectinata (smalltooth sawfish)
Lineage: Eukaryota; Metazoa; Chordata; Chondrichthyes; Rhinopristiformes; Pristidae
Gene: lrrc31
Product: leucine rich repeat containing 31
Exons: 9
Coding region: 218-1591 (457 amino acids)
Molecular function (GO): protein binding
Source: RefSeq, a predicted model, not a curated record